This is a messenger RNA of Electrophorus electricus (electric eel), 2609 nucleotides long. The record is from RefSeq and is a predicted model, not a curated record. Lineage: Eukaryota; Metazoa; Chordata; Actinopteri; Gymnotiformes; Gymnotidae.
CCCUGCCAAGACACCCCAGAGAAUGUGUGAAUGAAAAGGCAGAGGACAGGAAUCACUGAGUUCUCAGGGGUGAUCCAGGUGUCUGUUAGAGUCAGGAAGUGUAGUGAGUGGAGGGAUGCUAGGGCUGGACAGCAGAUUGGCAAUUCCAGAGCCAUCCUUCCACCACUAUCUGUGAUUGUGCAGAAUAUUUAAAGUCAUUUGAUUCCACAUUUGCUAUAGAAGCAGAUGAAAAUUAUCUGCCUUUUCAAAUGCUAACAUGUCUAAUUUCUUAUAAGUGCUAGUGUUAUUUGUGUGCUGGUUUAUUAUUAUUAUUAUUAUUAGCAAUUGUGGUGACCUGGUAGCUUCCUGAAGGUUCCUUUUGAGACCUUCUUGAUGGUACCAAGAGCUCCGAUCACCACUGGUACCACUCAUGUCUUGGUGCUCUACAUUCUCCUAAGCUCCUUCUCCAGACCCUUAUAUUUGCUGACAUUUUCAGCUUCCUUGAUCUUAAGGUUCCUAUCAUCUGGGAUUGCCACAGCUAUCAGGAAGUACUGCUUACUUAUUACUACUGUGUAUUAUGAUCCUGUUUAGUAUAUUUAUAAGGUUCAUUAUAUAUUUUAGUAUAUAUAUCUCAAAUUAUGUAAAACAAUGCCUUUAUGAUAUCUAACAGAACACACCUAAUUUAUCCUUUCUAUGAUGGCUUGUUUAGGCAUUGCUUGUUCAUGUUCAUUCACUAAACCCAAAUUUAAACAGGACAUAAAUUGCAGUGUUUGUAAAAAAAAUUAGUGUAUACGAACUUUGGUUUAUAUUGAGUUGACUGUAGGGUUUGACUUCUGAACCUUUAUGAUAGUAGGGUUAGAGAGAGAUAUACAAUACAAUAACUUUGCUGCGACUAAUAUAUUUAAUAUAGACUAUAUAUUUUUAACAGUUAAACAAUUAAAACAAAUCAUUUCUCCAUCGGGGUGCAGUACUGAGCCUUGAAGAAUCGAUGGACUUGCAAAAGGUAUACAACUGCUAUUAGUUAAAUGAAAUUUCUGUGAUUCUUACUUGAUAAUCGGAAAAUCUACGUGUCUGCAGUCGAUCGGAUCUAACAAUGUCGAACAGUUUCUAAGGAUCAUCAUCUUUUUUCUGUAAAUAAAAGUUUUCUUAGGCUGCAGCUGUACACACACAUUUGGAAACCGUCACUGACUGAGGAUGUUAAAGAGAUGACGCGGAAGUAAUCGCUUCUACUUUUCGUAGAGUUCUCUGAUGCAUUUCCAUGAACUGCGCUAAGUGCUGCAUGUCGCGUAGACAGCUUCGAUUUUGUGUAUUGUUCGUUCGCCACUUGGCAAUGCAAAAUGAGGGCUGUAUUUCUUGGAAUACUUAUUUUAUUUAAAUAUGGCGUUUACGCGUUGGAGUACAACUUUAAAGGAGAAAUUAGGAACUUUGUUGUUGGACAGGGUAAGGUGUACGUUGUUACCGACUCUCGCCUCCACCAGAUGCGUCUCGAUCUAGUAGAGGAAAAGUUUAAGGAUUUACCAAACCAUACACAUCCAAACAAAGUUAAUAUUUUAUUGCCUUUCGACGCUAAUGGUACACUGAUUGUCUGUGGAAGUGAUACAAGUGGAUAUUGUGAGGUCCUCGAUAUAAAUGACAUAACCAAAACUAUCUACAGAGAGGCUCUGUCAGUUGUACCAUUAGUGGAUAAAUCAUCGAUGGCAUUCCUUGUCGAUUUUGAUCAAAGUAACGGAGUACAAUCCAGGGGUGCAUAUUUGUUGGUUGCCGGGGAGAAUGAAGACAAGGCAAAAAAAUAUACAGGGUGUAACUUCCAAGGAGGUGUAACCUUGUGGAAUACUCUACACUCCCAGACGGGCGAUAUUUUCUCUACAACAGCCAGUGAACCAACCGACUCAUGUGUUAUAGUUAAGGAUGUUGAGUGGGUGGACGGGUUUCAAACAUCUUCGCACUCUCACUCGUACUUAUUUCUCAACAUUAAGUCUGCAACAGCACCGAGUGUUGUGCUCUUAAGGAUGCAUAACAGCCGCAAAAAAUCAAAAAUGACCAGAUCCCUGAAAGGUGCGCGGUUACAGUGUUGUGAGGAUAAACCCCGCCGCAAGCUCUUGUCCUCUGCCGUUAUCUCCUCUGGGAGCCCUCUUUUAUGGGUGGGAAUAUUCACUGCCCAAGAAGAGCACGAUGACACUGCUUUGGCUAUAUUCGACAUCAGCGAUCCAGGAAACCAAGUUCCUUCAGAUUUCGAAUGUAGUCCAAAGUGUGCAGAGGUUAAAAGGGACAAGGUAUUAAAGCCACAGUCUGAGGUUUUCAAAGUUAGUUCAAUGACCUCUGUGGCGGCACAAAAAAAAGGAUCGUGGAUUGUCCUGUACAUUGGAACAGGAAAUGGUCAGCUGAUUAAGCUUGUAUUGGAUAAGUCUUUCAGACCAGGAUGUAUGAAGGUGCUAUACAGAUCUGAUGAUGACAGAAUGCUGUUUUCCAGAAUGUACUUUGACCCAGUGGAUCAUAAAUGCAUCUACAUAGUUUUGAGAAAUCAAAUCCGGCGAGUGGCAGUAACUCAGUGUGGUAUGUACAGCACAUUGAGACACUGCAGGUCCUCUCAGGACCCUCUCUGUGGCUGGUGUAUGAACACAACAGACUAG